Messenger RNA from Fonsecaea pedrosoi CBS 271.37, 222 nucleotides. RefSeq lists its product as uncharacterized. Lineage: Eukaryota; Fungi; Ascomycota; Eurotiomycetes; Chaetothyriales; Herpotrichiellaceae. The coding region runs from base 1 to 222 and encodes 73 amino acids. The record is from RefSeq and is a predicted model, not a curated record. The transcript has a single exon.
AUGGACAAGAGCCAGAUCACCAAGCAGAGACGGUCUCUCGAGCAUGAAGACUAUGAUGCUCCAACAUUCCGGGGUAAUGCGUGUGACCGCGAUGACACUUAUGAUCCGAGAUUGCCUCAGCGAGACGUCAGGCGUGGCCGAGAGGAGCGAAGCCAUAUAAGAGAGCGGAGCCUGAGUCCGUACAGCAGGAGGUUAGCUCUGACGCAGGCGAUGAAUAUGUGA